AUGCUCACAUCUAUUAGGAAAAGGCUUUCAUUCACCUGCAAUGUGGGAAACCUGGGUUCAAUUCCUGGGUUGGGAAGAUCCCCUGGAGAAGGGAAAGGCUACCCACUCUGGUAUUCUGGCCUGGAGAAUUCCAUGGACUGUAUAGUCCAUGGGAUAGCAAAGAGUCAGACACGACUGAGCGACUUUCACUUACUUCACUUCACUCAAGGCCACCCACAGGGUAUUCUAAUGCUGUCAAAAAAAAUUACUGAAGCCCUAGAGGGUCUGAGUCCUAUAGGGUCAUUUGAUUCUGUCCUAAACAUGGCUGUGUGGAAAUUUAGAAAGGAAGGGACAGUUCUUCUGCACAGGAAUCUACAUUAA
Molecule: messenger RNA, 360 nt
Organism: Rangifer tarandus platyrhynchus (Svalbard reindeer)
Lineage: Eukaryota; Metazoa; Chordata; Mammalia; Artiodactyla; Cervidae
Source: the annotation of a GenBank genome assembly